This is a messenger RNA of Fukomys damarensis (Damara mole-rat), 2979 nucleotides long. RefSeq names its product PMS1 homolog 2, mismatch repair system component (gene Pms2). The coding region runs from base 380 to 2959 and encodes 859 amino acids. Gene Ontology annotation, biological process: mismatch repair. The transcript is spliced from 15 exons. The record is from RefSeq and is a predicted model, not a curated record. Gene Ontology annotation, molecular function: mismatched DNA binding; ATP hydrolysis activity; ATP binding. Gene Ontology annotation, cellular component: MutLalpha complex. Lineage: Eukaryota; Metazoa; Chordata; Mammalia; Rodentia; Bathyergidae.
GUCUGAGUCGACCUUUGAUAUAUCCAAUCAACGAGAAGGAAAUGUGACACCCCGCCAGGAAGGGGCGGGAUUCAGUGGCAGAAGUAGCCAAUGAGUGGAUGGAAGAUGUCCCUUCCCCCUCUGUGGGCGUGGCGGCGGGAACUCUUUUCCUAUACCGGAUGGUAGAGUCGUUUUUCCUCCAUGGAGCAUACUGAGGGCGUGAGGUGAGAGGUGGGCUACGGUGUCCUCUCUGGUCGUCCUCUCUGAGCUUCGCCGCGUUCCAUUCUCCAGGAAAGGUUGGCGAGCUCGAGGCGCGUGGCGAGCCUGGUAGCAGCGUUCUCAGAGCCUGUCUUGGCGCCCUCGGGACUGCGGGCUAGGGGUACUGGGUUCAACCAUUCAGAUGCCAUCAGAAGGAGAACUUGCCAAAACCAUCAGAGCUAUCGAUGGGAAGUCAGUUCAUCAAAUUUGUUCUGGGCAAGUGGUACUGAGUCUUAGCACUGCUGUGAAGGAGUUGGUAGAAAAUAGUGUGGAUGCUGGUGCUACUAAUAUUGAUUUAAGGCUUAAAGACUAUGGGGUGGAUCUCAUUGAAGUUUCAGACAAUGGAUGUGGGGUAGAAGAAGAAAACUUUGAAGGCUUAUCUUUGAAACAUCACACUUCUAAGAUUCAAGAGUUUGCUGACCUCACUCAGGUUGAAACUUUUGGCUUUCGGGGGGAAGCUCUGAGCUCACUCUGUGCACUGAGUGAUGUAACCAUUUCUACCUGCCACACAUCUGCAAAGUUUGGGACUCGACUUGUGUUUGAUCACAAUGGAAAAAUUGUCCAAAAAACCCCCUGUCCACGACCCAAAGGGACAACGGUCAGUGUACAGCAGUUAUUUUAUACGCUACCUGUGCGCCAUAAGGAAUUUCAAAGGAAUAUUAAGAAGGAGUAUGCCAAAAUGGUCCAGGUCUUACAUGCGUACUGUAUCAUUUCAGCAGGCAUUCGAGUAAGUUGUACCAAUCAACUUGGACAAGCAAAGCGGCAGCCUGUGGUGUGCACAAGUGGCAGCACCAGCCUGAAGGAGAAUAUCAGCUCUGUGUUUGGGCAGAAGCAGUUGCAAAGCCUCAUUCCUUUCGUUCAGCUGCCCCCUAGUGACUCUGUCUGUGAAGAGUACAGUCUGAGCUGUUCUGAUGUGCUGCCUGAUCUGUUUCAUAUCUCAGGCUUCAUCUCACAUGGAACACAUGGUGUUGGGAGGAGUGCAGCAGACAGACAGUUUUUCUUCAUCAACCGGCGUCCUUGUGACCCAGCAAAGGUCUCCAGACUUGUGAACGAGGUCUACCACAUGUAUAAUCGACAUCAAUAUCCUUUCGUUGUUCUUAACAUUUCUGUUGAUUCAGAAUGUGUUGAUAUCAAUGUUACUCCAGAUAAAAGGCAAAUUUUAUUGCACGAAGAGAAGCUUUUGUUGGCUAUUUUAAAGACCUCUUUGAUUGGAAUGUUUGAUGGUGAUGUGAACAAACUUACUGUCAAUCAGCAGCCACUGCUGGAUAUUGAAGGUAACUUAAUAAAGAUGCAUGCAGCAGAAAUGGAAAAACCUCAGCUGGAAAAGCAGACCAACUCCCUUCCGUUAAGGACUCAAGGGGAAGAGAAAAGGGUAGUGUCCAUUUCCAGGCUCCGAGAGGCCUUUUCUCUUCGUCACAACACAGAGACCAAGACUCGAGGCCUGGAGACUGCAGAUCUGAGAUGGAAUUCUCUGAGAGAGAAAGGAGGUGCUCCAUCUUUUGAUUCCUCAGAUCCUGUCUCUGGCAGGGGCUUACAGGGCCCUCAGGAAGACGUAACAAGUCCCAAGAAGAACUCUGGUGACUCUGCAGACAGGGUAGAAACAGAGAAGGACUCGGGGCACAGCAGCACCCCAAUUGGCUCCGAGGAAGAGUUCUGCACCCCAGAAACCAGGAGUCACUGUAGCAGUGACCAAGCAGCGACCUCCCCCGAAGACAGAUUUCCACAGGGAGGUGUGGACUCUUGUGAGCAACUACUGAACACAGACCGGCACCCUUCUGACAUGAGAUGCCAUUUAGACCAAGAUGUUGGAUAUAAAUUUAGAGCUUUGCCUCUGCAGACUGAUUUCUCACCCUCAGACACCAAGCGUUUUAAAAAGAAAGAAAUUCCUUCAAUUGCUGACAUUCCUCAAAAGUUGGUUAGUACUCAGAACAUAUCAGCGACUCAGGUUGAUGUAGCUGUUAAAAUUAGUAAGAAAAUAGUGCCCCUUACCUUUUCUAUGAGUUCUUUAGCUAAACGAAUAAAUCAGUUACAUCACCAAAAACAACAGAAUGAAGGUGAACAGAAUUUUAGGAAAUUUAGGGCAAAGAUUUGCCCUGGAGAAAACCAAGCAGCAGAAGAUGAACUAAGGAAAGAGAUCAGUAAAACGAUGUUUGCAGAAAUGGAGAUCCUUGGUCAGUUUAAUUUGGGGUUCAUAGUAACUAAGCUGAAGGAGGACAUCUUCCUGGUGGACCAGCAUGCUGCAGAUGAGAAGUACAACUUCGAGAUGCUGCAACAGCACACAGUGCUCCAGGCGCAGAGACUCAUUGCACCUCAGACUCUCAACUUAACUGCUGUCAAUGAAGCUGUCCUAAUAGAAAAUUUGGAAAUAUUUAGAAAGAAUGGCUUUGAUUUUGUCAUCGAUGAAGGUGCUCCAGUCACCAAAAGGGCUAAAUUGAUUUCCUUGCCAACUAGUAAAAACUGGACCUUUGGACCCCAAGAUAUAGAUGAACUUAUCUUCAUGCUAAGUGACAGUCCUGGAGUCAUGUGCCGGCCCUCCCGAGUCAGGCAGAUGUUUGCCUCCAGAGCCUGCCGGAAGUCUGUGAUGAUUGGAACCGCUCUUAACACAAGUGAGAUGAAGAAGCUCAUUGUCCACAUGGGCGAGAUGGACCACCCCUGGAACUGUCCCCACGGAAGGCCAACCAUGAGACACAUUGCCAAUCUGAAAGUCAUUUCUCAGAACUGACACUUCUCAUUUCCGAGAAU